GAGAUUUGUGAAUUUUGUUCACAGGCGAGAGCAGGAAUAUUUGUUCUGAAAAAUCGACUGAAGCUUCAGCGGAGAUGGCAUGGAGAGCUCAACUAUCUCGGAAUUUGAAGGAGCUUCGGAUCCUAUUCUGCCCGUCUUCCCCAGAAAGCUCCCUCACUAGGGAGUUCAUAGAAAGGAAUUACAAGGAUCUCAAGACUUUAAACCCCAAACUUCCAAUUUUGAUCCGUGAGUGCAAGGGGAUUGAGCCACAAUUGUGGGCUAGAUUUGAUAUGGGUGUGGAGAGGGGCAUUUGUCUGAAAGGUAUCGUAGAGCAGCCACACAUCGAGAAGGCCAUGGAAGAGCUUGUGAAGAUUGGAGGAGCACUGAAAAGAUCAUCAUAAUGCUCCUGCUGAACCAUUAGCAAUAAAACAAACCGACAACCGUGGGAAGAUCUCCCUACUAUUGUUUGCCUGUUGUUUAAUCUCUUGGUUUCAAUGUGACUGCUUUCUGAGAAUUCUCACUUGUAUUUGAGAAUCGCAUACUCUGUAUCCUGUUUUGCUGUUUGCUCAGGAAACAUACAAUUGAGUUCAGUUUUUCUCCCUCCAAAAAUGAUAACCAAUAUUUUUGCCCAUUUUAGGCAGUUAAC
Tripterygium wilfordii is the source of this 625-nucleotide messenger RNA. RefSeq names its product NADH dehydrogenase [ubiquinone] 1 alpha subcomplex subunit 2-like. The transcript is spliced from 3 exons. The record is from RefSeq and is a predicted model, not a curated record. NCBI's taxonomy places the organism in Eukaryota, Viridiplantae, Streptophyta, Magnoliopsida, Celastrales, Celastraceae. The coding region runs from base 75 to 380 and encodes 101 amino acids.